AUGUUCAGGACUCCUUCGAUUGUUGCCAAUGUCCAUUUUGAACGGAAAUCAGCCCAACACUGGAGCUACGAGAAGUUCGCCGUCGCCGCAACCAUCAUCCUUUCACUUCUGGCCUUCACGGGACUUGCUUACUUGUUGAUUUGGUACCUGCGACGAAGACUCCGGUCACGACGUGUUCGAAGUCAAAGAUGUCAGCACGAUGACAUAUUUGGCCAGUCCGCGGUUUCCCUGGCGGAGGAUACAAGCAAAGCCCUGGAUGAGUUUCUCAUGACAGAUGUUCAACCUCAACGCUCGUCGAUUAUGCGCCGUAGAAGCCGCUCUCCAUCCAUCACUAUGGUCUUUGAGGAUAAAGACUACUGUGACUCUGCUCCCCGGUCCUAUCUUACGAGCCACGACACCUCAACUUCCACCUUGAUUCCCGUUGUCAACCUGGCCCAGGUCUCAGCAGUUCAAUCUGGACCCAGUGUACCAAGUGCAAGCACUACUCAGGAAGCCACAUCCGGACAGCGAUCAUCAAGCUCUACACCAAGAGCGUCUAUGUCUUCUAUGGUGCCAACUGCGCGAUCCUCGCAGAUGUGGACUACAGCUUCUGCCAACACUGAUACCUGCACGCUUCUGAGUCGAGAUUCGAACCCCUCGCAACACUCUCAAAUCGCAUCUCAAAGUCCUACGAGCCCUCUGUCCUCGCGUGGUUCUCGAUUUUAUCCAUGUCGCUCCAAUACCCCUCGCGGAUCAGGCCGUCCGUCUAGCACGGGUAUCUUGUACUCUUCUCCUCGAUUAUUCAACUUUUUGGAGUUUUCUCGGCGGAGACAAGCAAGAACUCUCGAUCUUGAUGAGACAACUCCUCUCUCUCCCAUCUCACCGAUCUUGGUAGAUGUUUCGACUGACUUGGAUCAGUCUCGAUGGGCAUCAUCCCGUCCUCCAGAUCCGUUUCCCUUCCAUCCUUCUGGGAUCUAG
Molecule: messenger RNA, 957 nt
Organism: Penicillium soppii
Lineage: Eukaryota; Fungi; Ascomycota; Eurotiomycetes; Eurotiales; Aspergillaceae
Exons: 1
Coding region: 1-957 (318 amino acids)
Source: RefSeq, a predicted model, not a curated record